AUGACUGCUGCAUUGUCCUCCACAACCCUUAAGCAGUCGAAGACUAGCCCCGCCACAUCCCUAAAGCAGCCACAGACUAGUCCCGUCUUAGCGGUAAAGCAACAACAGACUUGUCCUGCCACAGCCCUAAAGCAACCGCAGACUAGUUGCGCCACUAGCCCUGCCAAAGCACUAAAGCAACCACAGUCAAGCCUCGCCAUUGCACUAAAGCAACCGCAGACUAGUCCCGCCACAACCCUAAAGCAGUCACAGACUUGUCUUGCCACAACUCUUAGGCAACCGCAGACUUGUCCCGCCACAGCUCUAAAGCAACCGCAGACUAGUCCUGCCACAGCCCUAAAGCAACCAGCCAAAAUUCAACCGCAGAAUUGUCCCGCCACAGCCCCAAAGCAACCGCAGACUAGUCCCACCACAGUUCUAAAGCAACCGCAGACUAGCCCCGCCACAGCCCUAAAGCAACCGCAGACUUGUACCGCCAUAGCCCUAAAGCAGCCACAGACUAGUUCCGCCACAGCCAUAAAGCAACUGCAGACUUGUCCCGCCACAGCCCUAAAGCAAGUGCAGACUAGUCCCGCCACAGCCCUAAAGCAACCGCAGACUAGUCCCGCCACAGCCCUAAAGCAAGUGCAGACUAGUCCCGCAACAGCCCUUAAGCAACUGCAGACUAGCCCCGCCACAACCCUAAAGCAACCGCAGACUAGCCCCGCCACAGCCCUAAAGCACCCGCAGACUUGUCCCGCCACAUCCCAAAAGGCAACCGCAGACUAG
This is a messenger RNA of Mya arenaria, 768 nucleotides long. RefSeq lists its product as uncharacterized. NCBI's taxonomy places the organism in Eukaryota, Metazoa, Mollusca, Bivalvia, Myida, Myidae. The transcript is spliced from 3 exons. The record is from RefSeq and is a predicted model, not a curated record. The coding region runs from base 1 to 768 and encodes 255 amino acids.